UUCCGGUUCGUAAAUUCGAAUCGUAGCAGCAAUGUUGUAAAUGUAAAUUAAAUUGUGUUUUUUGUUUGAAAAGUGAGGACAUUGAUAUUAGUGAUGCAGCCCGAAACUGAAAACGAAGAAUGUGUUAUAUUUCAGCAAUUGGACCUAUUUUCUCAAGGGUUUCCUAUUAUGGAAGAAAUUCGGCGGCAGGGUAAAUUAUGCGACGUGACGUUAAAGGUUGAUUCACAGUCCUACAGUGCCCACCGAAUUGUUCUUGCGGCUACUAUUCCCUAUUUCAAUGCGAUGUUUACACAUGAUAUGGUGGAAAGCAAGCAAAGAGAAAUAACUAUUCAAGGCAUUGACUCAUCGGCACUCGAGGCACUGGUUAAUUUUGCAUAUAGUGGAAGAGUUGUCAUUGACAGCAACAAUGUGCAGUCUUUAAUGGUUGGUGCAUCUUUCCUUGCCCUGCACAAAGUCAGAGAUGCAUGUGCUGACUUCUUAAAACGGCGGUUUCAUCCAAAUAAUGUUCUUGGUAUAAGAUCAUUUGCAGACACAUUAUGCUGCUCGCCACUUGUUGAAGCUGCAGACAAGUAUGUGCAACAGUAUUUCAAUGAUGUUUCUUUGUGUGAUGAAUUUCUAUCGUUAUCACAGAAUGAACUGAUUGAUAUUGUUAGAAGAGAUGAACUACAUGUUAUCUCAGAGGAACAGGUCUUUGAGGCUGUUAUGAGGUGGGUUAAGAGAGAUCCUGAAGGCCGCAAGAAAAAUUUGCCACAACUUCUUGCCAAAGUUCGUUUACCUCUUUUGCCUCCACACUACUUGGCUGACCGGGUGGCCACAGAAGAAUUAAUCAGAUCGUCUCAUGAAUGUCGUGAUCUUCUGGAUGAAGCAAGAGAUUAUCAUCUUAUGCCUGAGAGGAGAUCUCUUCUGCAAAGUUUUAGAAUAAAGCCACGUUGCUGCAACUAUGUUAUGGGCCACAUAUUUGCUGUUGGUGGUUUAACAAAAACAGGGGAUUCUCUAAGCACUGUCGAAGUAUUUGAUCCAAUUGUUGGCCGUUGGCAGCUAGCUGAAGCCAUGAGUAUGUUGCGUAGUAGAGUGGGUGUUGCUGUGAUGCGCAACAGGCUUUAUGCGUUUGGUGGGUACAAUGGCAGUGAACGAUUAUCCACUGUUGAAGUAUUUGAUCCGCAGAAACGUGUCUGGAAUAAAGUUUCACCAAUGCACUGCAGACGAAGUGCUGUUGGUGCAGCUGCAUUGAAUGACUGCUUAUAUGUUUGUGGAGGCUAUGAUGGUGUUACUUCACUGAAUACUGUGGAGUGUUAUUCCCCAGACAAAGAUGAGUGGACGAUGGUGCCAAAUAUGAUCAGACAUCGCAGUGCUGGUGGUGUAGUUGCAUUUGAGGGCUAUAUCUAUGCCCUUGGUGGUCAUGAUGGUCUCUCAAUAUUUGAUUCGGUGGAGAGGUACGAUCCACGAACUGGCCAGUGGACUUCUGUUUUACCAAUGCUUACAAGGCGUUGUCGGCUUGGAGUAGCAACACUAAAUGGAAAGCUUUAUGUGUGCGGUGGCUAUGAUGGCUCAACAUUUCUGCAGUCAGUGGAAAUGUAUGAUCCCAUUUUGAAUCAGUGGAAGUUUGUUGCACCAAUGAAUGUAAUGCGUAGUCGAGUUGCGUUGGUUGCGAACAUGGGUAAGCUGUGGGCAAUUGGAGGAUACGAUGGUGUUUCAAAUUUAUCUACAGUUGAAGUCUAUGACCCAAAUACAGAUUCAUGGUCAUUUGUAGCAUCAAUGUGUGCCCAUGAAGGAGGAGUCGGUGUGGGUGUCAUACCUAUAUGUAAAGACUGACAGCUGAGUGUCAAAAUUUACAGUUAAUUUGUUGAAAUGUUUAUUGUGGAUGGUGAUUGUGGCUUGGCUGACUUUUAUUUCAUCACACACGUUUCAUAACUGUUUUUUUGUAAAUAAUUUAUGUUCUUGUUGCAUUUUAUUUUUUGUUCUAUAUUUAAAGAAAUGUCAUUCUUGAUCUGAUAUGGAUAUUUGCUUUCACAGCGAACGAUCUCAGAUUUCAAAACUGUUAAGAACUAUAUCUGAAAUAAUAGUCCAGUGAUAAAAUGAAUAUGAUUGUCAUAUUUAAUUGGUUGAUAUGCCAAGAGAAUGAAUGUGAAACAAUUAAAAAUUGAGAUUAUUUUUAAAUGUUUGUUGUUAUUCUUAUUGCCAUGCAAAGUUUGCAUUUUUAAUGAUCAUAUUAUUAUCUACUUAAUAUUUUCUUCUUUUAAGUGGUACUGUGAUAAAACUAUAAAAACCACUCUAAUAGUAAAUUUUUAGCAGUUUUUUUAACUGCUACACUAAUAGUACUAAAGGAGGUCUUGAUUAUGGGAUUAUAGUUUGCAGAAUUAAAUUCAUUAAAAUGAUUUAAUUUCUUUGUAAUGGUAAGCUAUAGGGUAAUGUUGUAAAUUAUGCUACUAUUCACUGCUAAUAUGGAACUCAGACUUUCCUGACUUAGUUUUCUGGAAGAGUAUGCUGUUACGUGGCAUCAUUUCUCAUGUAUUGACAUAAGACCUGCAGAUUCAAGCUGUGGCCAGAAGAAAAUUUUGGCUCUUGUUCUUUACUAAAAUUGAUUAACUUCUGCUGUUUGCAGUUCCACCAUUUACAAGCAAACAUACAAACAAUUAUGAAAAAUAAAAAUAUGCCAUUAUCUGUUGUUUGUAAUUUUCAUUAAUGGGAUUAAGCCAAACUAACUGUACAAGCAGUCUGAUACAGUUGUCUUAUAACAGUCAAUCUGUCUGGUAGUAACAGAAGCACUGUGUUGAUAAUAAGCUGUGGUUCUGAGAUAAACUGUUCCUCUCUCAUGAAUUUAGUCAUCAUCAACACUAAUACUGGCCAUUUAUGAACCUCUCCAAUUCAGAAUUUCCUCAGCUGUCUCAUUACGCUUACAAUCACAGAAAUUUCAGUACCCCAAUUACAUUCACUUACCACAGCACAUCUUAAGGAGUAUGUUAAGAGAAAUCUGUCACAAUUAUUGAUAGCAUUAAUUAAUACCCUCCUCCAACCUCUCCCUCUCAGUGGGAGUGCCUGUGUGCAACUGUAUAUGCCCAAAUUUCUCUCUUUUUACUGCUUUUUGUAUUAUGAUUUGUUUUAUUCUUCCUUUGGAGUUUAUUGAACAUUUCUGUAAUAUCUUUGUACCUUUACAUUAAAUGGAGCACUAGUUGUACAGGCUCAUCGUUGAACUUUUAGUUUUUGUACUCAUCUUGUUCAUUAAGGCUGGUAAGUGAUGCUAAAGUAGAGGCUUCUCAAUUUUCUUUAAAGCUUCUUACAUACAAAAGCUUCUUCUCCUUAGUACACACCAAAUGAAACAAUCCUUUUAACUACUUCUCUACUGCUGGGUUCACAUGGCCAGGGUUUUUCAGUCGUCAUGCACAUAAAUUUGAAGAAUUGUGGCUCAACUUUGAUGCCCUGCAUAAGCAAUGAAGAAAUAUUUCAUUACCUUCCAGUAAUAUUAAGAAUGAACUGCCAGUUAGUGCUCCAAGAACUAAUUUUUCACAAAUAAUUCUGAGUAUCACAACAGUUUCCGUAAGUGACCACUUCUUAAUUAUAACCUUGUUUCAUGAAUGAUGGCGGUUCACAUAGGUCAAGGCACAGAUGAGUAUUCCAGUGUUGUCAGUUCCAAACAGCAUUUGCAGUACUCGCAUACACGUGCUUUGUACUUGAAGAAAGCAUGAAUCUUGCAAAUUAUGUCUCUCACUUGCUCGUGCAGACUUUCUCACUUAUGCAGACUUUCUCACUUAUGCAGACUUUCUCACUUAUGCAGACUUUCUCACUUAUGCAGACUUUCUCACUUAUGCAGACUUUCUCACUUAUGCAGACUUUCUCACUUAUGCAGACUUUCUCACUUAUGCAGACUUUCUCACUUAUGCAGACUUUCUCACUUAUGCAGACUUUCUCACUUAUGCAGACUUUCUCACUUAUGCAGACUUUCUCACUUAUGCAGACUUUCUCACUUAUGCAGACUUUCUCACUUAUGCAGACUUUCUCACUUGUUGCCAACAUCUGCAAUGACAGCUCGCAACAAAUGGAAUAAAAAUUCACUAAACAAUUCACUACGGUAACAUUUGAUGCUUGCAUUGCUUAGACAUUCACAGCAGAGUGCUCAGAACAACACUGUAUGUUCAUUGGCUGUUGGAGAAUACAUGAAGGAGAUGUGCAGAAAUAGCCUAAACUCAACUGCCAUCAUUUGUAAAGCCAUCUGUAGUUUCAUCAUUUGCAAACAGUGUUGAAAAACUAAAUAAAAGUGGUUCAGCAAACACACCAGAGGUGUGUUGAAUUUCUGAUGUUGAUUCCAUAAUAAUGGGCUAUAUCUGAGAAAAGUAAUCUUUUCAGUUGCAUAUUCCUCUGAAUAUUUUUGAGCACGCAAUUAUAUUAAAUAUUAAAGUUUCAAGGUCAGAAGAAAUCUGGAUGUCAAGGGGUACAGCACCUAUAAUACUGCUCUUAUCUGUAACCUUUCACAUGUUGUGUUUUUAUUAUGCAACAUGGAGCCAUUUGGAUUGAAGUGUAUAGUGUGUUCACAAGGAGAUGAAUGAAUUAUGAGGGGGAGGGGGGUGAGAGAGGGGUCAUGGGAAGCAAGCCCCACCCACCAACUCCCAGCAAUUGGCUGACAAGGGAGAGGGGUUGGGUGGCGGGAACAAGCCGCACUUACAUCUCACAGUGCUAACACUACACUUCUGCUCAUGUGUUAGUUUAUGCUCCAAGCGAUUGGACAGAAGCUCUUUAUUUUUGCUGUUCUGUCCCUUCCCCUUUUCAGAGGAGUGGAAAGAGUAUCUGGUGCUGCUCAUGAUGGGCCAAGAACCACUAAUCACUCUUUAAAAAAUCUAUUAAUUUGUAUGUAAUACAACACAGCACAACAAUCACUUUGCAAGGUUCUGUAUUAGAUUGCUGUGGCUGGACACGAAACAUGAGCAGGCCAAACUCAACCGAUUUCUGCCAAUUCAGAAGUGGGUAGUCCUCAUUCAUCUCUUUGUGAGCAAACUGUAUCAUUAAACUAUGCCCAGCUCUGUAUUCUGCAAGUCAUUUUGAAAUGUACGACUGAGAAAUAACUCCACUGUUACUGUGUUUAGAGUCAUGUGUCAGUUCCUGUUGUAAUGCUUGUAUGCUUGAACUAUAAUUUAAUUAUCCCCUUGUGUUCAUUAUUUGCAUGUAUGAUGUGAUGGCAGUUGGCAGCUGAGUAGCCUUACGUUACUUAUAAAUUAUUGAUUGUUAGAAUUUUUAAGGUAACAUAAUGUAAUAUUUAAUUUUAAUUUUCUGGUUCGCGUAUUGUCAUGAUUUUGAAGCUUUUGCACUUAUUGCAGUUUUCUCUGUACACCGUCUCUGAUAUACUGCAGUAACUGCACUCCUUUGUUUUCUUUUUACUGACUUUUAUCUUGAACUCCAGACAUUGGAAGGGAUGAGAAGAACACAUUUUGUUGCUCUUUCCUUCCGUUCCCUUCCUUAACAUACCUGAAAUUUUUGAAAAUAUUGUGCCUCUUAUUGAGUCACUGACUGUCACAGUCAUAAAGCAUCAUUUUAUGUAACCUGCUAUAGAUACCCAUAAGUGCAGAGCACUUUGGGCUGGAAUUACCGAGGCAUAAAUGGAAAACUGGUAAGUGCUUGAUUCUGUCCACAGUUUAUUGCUCCAUCUUCAAGAGAAACUGUGCUCUCCAUUUCUUGUUAUGGCAAUUAGUGCGUUCUGCAUCUGCUCUUUUCUUUAACCAGUGACAUUUCUUGACUAGCAUUGUAGUGCUUCCUUUAUAACAUGAUUAACAUGUAAAGGAACUGGCAGUGAUUCAGGCCUUAAAAAAUUGGAGGAGUUGGUAUGAUAUAGAGCUGAUGUGAUGUCAUUAUAAUUUUUUCAUUUGUCUUACCUAGAAUUAUUGGUAGGAAGAGGAUUUGUUAUUUCUAAGAAUGUCCACUAUUGUGAUUCAGGAGGGUAGUUUAGCAAUGUAAUGUUGAGACUCUUUGUAUGAUUUCCUGUAAUGUUAAGAACAUGGCUGUGAGUAGCUGCUUCAGUAAUUUUUAGUUAGUGCACAUUAUUUACCCUGUACAUGAAGCAGAUGUGAACUAAAAGAUCAUUUCUUUGAAAGGAUGCAAGUGUUUCAAUACUGUAUUAUAUGAAUGGUUCUUAAAAAGUGCAAUCUGUUUUUACCACUUUUGAUGUUAAAUAUUGGAAUACAAAUUUGUUUUAUCCUGUUCAUCAAGAAGCAUACUAAAUAUUGUAAGAAAAUUAUUUACCUUAGAACUGAAAAAAAAUGCUUUCUGUUGUAAAAACAAGAAAGAAUAUGAAAGAGGAAACAUUGAAAGACAAAUCAAAUGUAUUGUAAGCUGUCAGAAUUGUAAAUAUAUUUAUGUAAAUAAAAAUAUUAAAUGAA
Messenger RNA from Schistocerca americana (American grasshopper), 6362 nucleotides. RefSeq names its product kelch-like protein 18 (gene KLHL18). The coding region runs from base 94 to 1812 and encodes 572 amino acids. The record is from RefSeq and is a predicted model, not a curated record. The transcript is spliced from 10 exons. Gene Ontology annotation, molecular function: protein binding. Lineage: Eukaryota; Metazoa; Arthropoda; Insecta; Orthoptera; Acrididae.